AUGAAUGAACGACAAAUUAUAUUUGAAUCAAUUUUACCAUCUGAACUUGAUCCAUCAAGAUAUUCAAAACCAAUUAUUGAUGGUAUUGAACAACCUUUAACAAUAACAUCAAUAAAUGGUGAAUGUGUUGUUCAAGUACCUGCACCACCAAAACUAGUCGCAUCAAUAAAAGAUGAUUUUGAAGAUGAUGAAUUAGUUGCUUAUGCUGAAAAUAUUGAAAAUAUUCGUCCUGAACUUCUAACAAAAGAAGAUAAAAAAAAAAAAGAUAUUAUAAAUAAUCCAUUAAAUAAAUAUCGUCGUGGUGUAUUAUCAGUAUCAGAUUUAUCUGCUCAAAUAUGGUGUGAACAACAAUUAGCAUAUAAAUUUCUUUAUCCAUUUAUUCUUAAUGAUGAUGGAGAAAUAAAACGUGUUGAUGAUAAAGCUCAUAUGUUACGUGGUACAUCAUUACAUUUAGAAAGAGAAUUAGAAAUUCAAAUAAAAAUUUCUAUUCAAUGUAAUACACGUGAAGAUUCUUAUGCUGUUAGAUUAUUAAAUAUGAUACAAGCCAUUCAUGGUUUAUUAACAUGGAAUAAACCAAAUCAACGUUAUAUAACACGUGAAAUGCCUAUAUUUGGAAAUAUGUAUGACGGUAAAUUAUAUUUUCGUGGUAUAAUUGAUGAAAUAAAUUAUGAUCCACAAACACAUAAAUUAGAAGUUGUAGAAUUUAAAACACGUGCAUCAAAAACAACACCUAAACCUCAACAAACUUAUACACAUGAAAUUCAAGUUAAUUUAUAUCGAACAUUACUUGAUGAACUUAUACAAGGAAAUGUUAAUAAAUCACUUUAUUUUCAACGUUUUAAUCUUGAAUCAACUAUGUCUUUAUCAGAUUCAGUAUUAAAUGAAUAUAAACAACAUGGUUUUACUGAUAUUCAUACACUUGAAAAUGCUUUUGAUUUAUUAAUUAAAUUAGCUUUUCAAAUGCCAACUAUAACAACAAAUGGUGCUAUUGAAUAUAUUCUUCAAUCUGAUGUAACAUGGAAACAUCGAAAAGAAUUUCAACGUGAUGAAGAUCAUCUUAAAAAUUUACUUAUUAAAAGUGAAUCUUAUUGGCUUGGUAAACGUGAAGCUGAAGGUGUUGAUAUUGAAGAUGCAUUUAAAUGUCAAUGGUGUGAUUAUAAUAAUAUAUGUACAUGGCGUGAAGAAAAAGCAAAUGAAUUUUCAAGAAAAAAAAGACGAUUUAAUUAA
Messenger RNA from Rotaria sp. Silwood1, 1227 nucleotides. Lineage: Eukaryota; Metazoa; Rotifera; Eurotatoria; Philodinida; Philodinidae. The record is from the annotation of a GenBank genome assembly.